Molecule: messenger RNA, 375 nt
Organism: Rangifer tarandus platyrhynchus (Svalbard reindeer)
Lineage: Eukaryota; Metazoa; Chordata; Mammalia; Artiodactyla; Cervidae
Source: the annotation of a GenBank genome assembly
AUGCAGGGGGAGGGGGGUGCCGGAAGGGGGUGUGCGCUCGGCGUGAGUGUGUGUGUGGGGGGGGGAGUGCUCACGCCUUUCCCGCUUCCUUUCCUCCCCGCGUCGAGCCUCGCGAAGUUUGGGGGGGGCCCUCCCGGCCCUUUCUUGGUCCCUUUCUUGGUCCCUUUCUUGGCCCCAGGGUUAGAGAUCGAGCUGUCCGCCUGCCCAGCCCUUAAAGGCUCGGAACGUGCGGGGGGAGAGCGGCCGGGUGGAUCCGAGAAGCAUGCGAGUUGGAAGUGGGUGAAGAGGAAGGAGCGGGUUUAUGAAAACAAGUGUGGGGGUGAAUGCUUGAGGUCCCGAGCGUGUCCAGGAAAAGCUUCCGGCAGACAGGUGUAG